Molecule: messenger RNA, 1308 nt
Organism: Ceratotherium simum simum (southern white rhinoceros)
Lineage: Eukaryota; Metazoa; Chordata; Mammalia; Perissodactyla; Rhinocerotidae
Source: RefSeq, a predicted model, not a curated record
AUGUCUCAGGAAACUGCUCAAGAGUUUUCAGGGAUGUAGCAUUUUCCAGGAAGCCUUUAAUCUGGGAGGCAGAAGCCAAGAUGCAGAUCCCCACGUAGGAGGACUGGGGAGACCAACACUCCAGAGUAGUCAACCCACAGAGACCAGCCUAUGGCUGCUCGAAGACCUAUAGGGUCCCAGGCAUGCCUGAGCAUCCCCUUAAUUAUCCUUCAGGGUUCUCAGGAGCAUGAGGGCCUUGAUCUAAGGAGGGUGCCCACAUCACGUGCCUUCUGGUCACGCUUCUGCCUGCUGUUGCUAACCACAGUCAUGCCUCGCGGUCAGAAGAGUAAGCUCCGUGCCCGUGAGAAACGUCGCCAGGCCCGAGGUCAGGAACGGGGUCUCAGGAGUGCUCAGGCCACUGCAGCACUGGAAGAAGAGUCCCCCUCCUCCUCCUCGCCUGUUUCUGGGGGUACUCCCCCGAGCUCCCCUGCUGCAGGCACUUCCCAGCAGUCUCAGAGAGCCCGAUCCAUCAGCUCUCUGGCUGCAGCCGCUUUCUAUGCAAGUUCUGAUGAAAGUGCCGAGGAGGAAAAUCCAAGUUCCUCCCGAGCCCCACCCUCCCCUGAGAGCUCACGCAGAGAGCCUCUGACCAGGAAGGCAGGCAGGUUGGUGCAGUUUUUGCUGCACAAGUAUAGAAUUAAGGAGCCCAUUACAAAGGCAGAGAUGCUGAAGAUUGUCAACAAAAAGUACAAGAAGCGAUUCCCUGAAAUCCUCCAGAGAACCGUUGAGCACCUGGAGCUGGUCUUUGGCCUUGACCUGAAGGAAAUCAACAGUAGCAGUCAGUCUUAUGUCCUUGUCAGCAAACUCCAUCUUCCUGAUGAAGGGGGUCCGAGCGAUUGCAUGAGCUUUCCCAAGAAUGGGCUCCUGAUGCCUCUCCUGGGUGUGAUCUUCAUGAAUGGCAACCGCACCACUGAGGAGGAGAUGUGGGAAUUCCUGAAGGUGUUAGGGGUCUAUGAAGGAAGGAAGCACUUCAUCUUCGGGGAGCCCAGGAAGCUCAUCACUCAAGAUUUGGUGGAGCAAAAGUACCUGGAGUACCGGCUGGUGCCCAACAGUGAUCCUCCACGCUAUGAAUUCCUGUGGGGUCCAAGAGCCUACGCUGAAACCAGCAAAAUGAAAGUCCUGGAGUUCUUGGCAAAGGUCAAUCACACCGUCCCCAGUUCCUUCCGGGGCCGGUACGAGGAGGCGUUGAGAGAUGAGGAAGAGCGAGCUCGAGCCAGAGUUGCGGCCAGGGCCCGCUCCAGGGCAACGUCCAGCAGCUCCUCCCAUUCCUAG